AAGCUAGAGCCACAAGGACCACGAGAUAAGGCGAGUGCAGCAGCAGAACCCAGGUGCCAGCUCUUUCCUCAGAACCUAUACUUCUCCACCAGGCGGGGCCUUCCACACGGAGGUAGGAGGGAUGCUGGCCAGCAGGUCAGCUAGCAGCUCUGGGAGAAGGGGUGCUGGGCUGGGGGCUCUGCUGCCAUGGAAAUGCCUUCAUUUCCUUCCACUCAAAUAGCUUACUGACUGGGUUCCUGCUUUGUUGAGUAAAAGGGUCGCUGACUCUCCCCAGACGGUUGUUCAGUUCACAUCCCUAAAGUCCCUCUAUGCAGGCCCUGAGGAGGUGCAGCAAGUCCUGAGGGCGCUCUUUCCCGAGGCUGACCGGGGGAAAUGGGGGAGGGGUGCCCCUGACAGUUCCCAGUUGCCGGCUGCAGUCCCCAGAGAAUGGUCCUGCAGGCUGUGGAGUCAAGCAGGUGGAGAGAGAAGGUGGGGGCAGAGGGCCCCUUCCUGAAUCCAGAGUCCACAAGGUUAACCCCCGAUUUCCAGAAACUAUCUCCUCCCCACACCCACCUCACGCGGCCCAGCACCGGGAAACCGGGAGCCCAGAGCACUGUGGCCACAGAGACACGGGCACGCAGCCCUCGGGGCGGGCGGGUCAGGCUGCGGGCAGAUGGGGAGAAGACGUGCUCCCGGGAGCUGAAGGCCAGUCUCUGAGAGAAGCACCCCAGACUCUCUGGGACAGCAAGGUUAGAGGCAGGGGGAGAGCAACCUAGGGCGGUCCCCUCGGGACAGUCGGGGUGAGGAGAGGGGCGAGGCGGGAGGGAACCUGUGAUGGGAGGCGAGUGGGCUCGCGUGGAGGCCAGCUCACGCCGCGGGAGCUGCCUCUUAGCCGGGAUGGGAGGGCAGUGCCGCCCCCUGGCGGCCGCACUUCGCGGACCGCGGCUCUCCGCACACGGUCGCAGGGUCCUGUGACUCCGUGACCCCUCCCUCCACCCCACCCCCUUCUCGAGGCCGCGUCGCUGGGUGGCCUGCGUCGACGGGCAGGACCCCAUCGCCCGCCCCUCUCAGACCAGCCUUUGCCCACCUGCCCGGCCCUGCGCAGCAUGCGGCCCGGGGGCCUCGAGAGUGCCCGCGCGCUCUGCCAGCAGCCCCUGCUGCGGCUGCUGCUCCUGCUGCGGCUGCUGCUGCCCGGUGCCCAGACCACGGCGGGCGCCCCCGGCGCGUGGACCACGAGGGACACCUCCAGCACCCCGAGUCUGCAGGAGCGCGCGCGGGCCCUGAUGCGGGACUUCCCGCUCGUGGACGGCCACAACGACAUGCCCCUGAUCCUGAGGCGGUUUUACCACAACGGGCUACAGGAUGUUAAUGCGCGCAAUUUCAGCCAUGGCCAGACCAGCUUGGACAGGCUUAAAGACGGUCUCGUGGGUGCCCAGUUCUGGUCAGCCUACGUCCCAUGCCAGACCCAGGAACGGGAUGCUGUGCGCCUCACCCUGGAGCAAAUUGACCUCAUCCGCCGCAUGUGUGCCUCCUAUUCUGAGCUGGAGCUUGUGACCUCAGUUAAAGCUCUGAACAAUACCCGGAAACUGGCUUGCCUCAUUGGCGUGGAGGGUGGCCAUUCACUGGACAGUAGCCUCUCUGUCUUGCGUACCUUCUAUGCCCUGGGUGUGCGCUACCUGACACUUACCCACACAUGCAACACGCCUUGGGCAGAGAGCUCGGCUAAGGGUAUCCACCCCUUCUACAGCAAUGUCAGCGGGCUGACCAGCUUCGGUGAGAAGGUGGUGGCAGAAAUGAACCGCCUGGGCAUGAUGGUAGACUUGUCCCAUGUCUCGGAUGCCGUGGCACGGCGAGCCCUAGAAGUGUCACAGGCACCUGUGAUCUUCUCCCACUCGGCUGCCCGGGCUGUGUGUGAGAACACUAGGAAUGUUCCAGAUGAUAUCCUGCAGCUUCUGAAGAAGAAUGGUGGCAUCGUGAUGGUGUCCUUAUCCAUGGGGGUGCUGCAGUGCAACCCGUUAGCCAACGUGUCUACUGUGGCAGAUCACUUCGACCACAUCAAGGCAGUCAUUGGACCCAAGUUCAUUGGGAUUGGCGGAGAUUAUGAUGGGGCUGGCCGGUUCCCACAGGGGCUGGAGGACGUGUCCACAUACCCAGUACUGAUAGAGGAGUUGCUGAGGCGUGGCUGGAGUGAGGAAGAGCUUCAGGGUGUUCUUCGAGGAAACCUGCUCCGGGUCUUCAGACAGGUGGAACAGGUACAGGAGGAAAACAAGGGACAGAGUCCCUUGGAGGAUGAGUUCCCAGAUGAGCAGCUGGGCAGCUCUUGCCGCUCCAUGCUCCCGCGUCUGCAUCAGAGACAGAAUCUGGCUCCAGACCAGAAACUAACCAGAAUUCCGAUGCGUGGGCAUCUCAUUUUGUCACCUAAGUGGUCAUUCUCAAAAUCCUCUCCCUGCACGGCCCCAGGCCUCACAGUUAUUGCUGCCUUCCCAGUCCUCAUUCUCUGGCUCUGGUGAUCCCGUUAAUACUGCCAGAUGUCACUUUGGCAGCCGCAGAUAUCGCACAAAGUUCCCUUGCAUGCAAGCACAAACAUUUC
This is a messenger RNA of Hippopotamus amphibius kiboko, 2569 nucleotides long. RefSeq names its product dipeptidase 2-like. Gene Ontology annotation, molecular function: metallodipeptidase activity. NCBI's taxonomy places the organism in Eukaryota, Metazoa, Chordata, Mammalia, Artiodactyla, Hippopotamidae. The transcript has 10 exons. The coding region runs from base 1086 to 2489 and encodes 467 amino acids. Gene Ontology annotation, biological process: proteolysis. The record is from RefSeq and is a predicted model, not a curated record.